UUAUUUUUUACAUAUUUGUCCUGAAAAAUACCAGAAAUUCUCUGCAACAUCUUGUCUGUCACCCUUUUCCAUCAUUAAAUUGUAAUUUUUAGAAUAAGAAUAAAAAUUCACCGAGCAAAAAAGAAAAGUUAGGAUUAGGGUUUUUUUUUUGUGAUUUGAUCAAAGGAAUGCUCUGAUAAUCGAUGGAUUCCUUCGCUUCAAAUGACAAUGUUCAAUCUAUUUCCAUUAAUGCCGGUGAAGACGUAUGGAGCUCCGCCGCUUCUUCUGCUCCAGAUCACCUCGUAAUCAUGGUUAAUGGCAUAUUAGGCAGUGAAGCUGACUGGAAAUUUGCUGCUGAGCAAUUUGUGAGGACUCUUCCUGAUAAAGUGUUUGUUCAUUGUAGUGAGCGAAAUGUGUAUAAGCUUACAUUAGAUGGAGUUGAUGUAAUGGGAGAACGGUUAGCAGAGGAGGUUGAAGAAGUUAUACGACGAAAGAGUGAUGUCCGGAAGAUUUCUUUCAUUGCCCAUUCGGUGGGAGGAUUGGUUGCAAGAUAUGCUAUUGGGAAACUGUACAGGCUUCCUCAGAAAAGGGAAACCAAAGAUGAUUCGAUCAAUGGUUCAGGUGAUGAUGUUUCAAGGGGUACAAUAUGUGGCCUGGAGGCUAUGAACUUUAUAACUGUUGCAACUCCUCAUCUUGGUUCAAGGGGAAAUAAGCAGGUUCCAUUUCUUUUAGGUUUGCCUUUCAUGGAGAAAACAGCUUGUUAUGUGAUUCACUGGAUAUUUGGGAGAACUGGUCGGCAUCUGUUUCUCACUGAUAAUGAUGAUGGGAAACCUCCACUGCUAAAGCGCAUGAUGUUUGACUGUGGUGAUUUGCGUUUUAUUUCUGCAUUGCGAGCAUUCAGACGGCGAGUGGCAUAUGCGAAUGUUGCCUAUGAUCAUAUAGUAGGCUGGAGAACAUCAUCAAUCAGACGGAACUAUGAAUUGCCAAAGUGGGAGAAUUCUUUAAGCGAGAGAUAUCCACAUAUUGUACAUGAAGAGAAGCCAACAGAUGCAGAUCCUCAACCUAGACCUAUUAUGAAGAAAGAUGAUGGCUCCAACACUCUAGAAGAAGAGCUGGUGACAGGGCUGAAUAGUGUAAGCUGGGAGAGAAUUGAUGUUAGUUUCCAUCAAAGCAAGCAAAGAUAUGCAGCACACAGUGUUAUUCAGGUCAAAAAUCACUUUUCACACUUCGAGGGUGCCGAUGUCAUUCUUCAUAUGAUCGACAAUUUCAUUACAUAGUAAGGAGAAAAUCUGAUUAUAUUGAAAAUGGUGUUUUUUCAAGGAGAAAUUAUUUACAAUCUCCACCGCAAAUGGAGCUGCUUAUUUCAGCUCAGAUAAGUUUGUUGAAUGACCGGGAGGGGAGCAUAUCUGAUGAUUCUACAGGGUACUCAUCAUAUUUUUAUUUUAAGAAAUUUUCAUUUCUUAAUUUUUUUAUUGUUCAUAAUGAAGGUGAAGGUCUCCCAUAGCCCUUCUUAAGAAGAGCUGGUGAGUGGGGUUGUUUUUAAUUAAAAAUGAGAAUGUGUAAUAUGUUACUUGAAGCUUAGAGGAUAGUAUU
Molecule: messenger RNA, 1572 nt
Organism: Amborella trichopoda
Lineage: Eukaryota; Viridiplantae; Streptophyta; Magnoliopsida; Amborellales; Amborellaceae
Product: alpha/beta-Hydrolases superfamily protein
Biological process (GO): lipid metabolic process
Source: RefSeq, a predicted model, not a curated record